AUGGCAUCAACAAGCACCCGCAGCAUAGCCACCUCUCCACCGUCCUCACAACCUUUCCAAUGUCAAGUAUGUUCAAGUCGCUUCACCCGCCAUGAGAACCUGAAGCGUCACGCUGCGCUACAUUCUCGCUCUUCCAGCAAUGCCUCUAUACCCUGCCACCUCUGCCCUGCCACCUUUUCGCGCCCGGAUCUACGUCACCGGCACAUGAAGCGAAAACACAUGGACCGUAUGGAAAAGACUUCACGAGGAGGAAACUCACCUCAGAGCGACCUGCAGCGCCAUGCACCUACGCCGCCGUCGCAGACCAGUGAGGCGGAGGUUGACACAGAUCAGCUUUUUCGACAAGCAUCUACCGAUGACGAUGCUAUCAACCUUUCCAGUAGCUUGCCCUCAGAUCUGAACGAUACCCAAAUGCUCGCCACGUCAUUCUCAUCGCAAGCGUCCAUGCUGUUGGGCCCGACUGCUUCUCAGUUGGCAGGCGUCAACUUUCUCGAGCCUUCGUGCAAUCUCAACAUGUCGAAUUCGCCCUCUGGAAUGAGUCUUCUCAACUUUAGCCUCGAUCAAGGGAGCCCCGAAAGGUUAUUGUACGGAUCAAUUGACCUCAACCAGGGCCAGAAUGACUGGUAUCCGUCGACCAGCCAAAUUACACAAGGCUGUCAAUUGUAUUUCAAGCAUGUAUCCCACUUUCUGCCUUUUCUGCAUCAGCCGACAUUUGAUUCCGCCUCCAUCCCAAGCCACUUACUCCUCAGCAUGCUUUGCAUAGCAUAUCAAUAUGGCGUAGAUCCAGAUCGUAGUGAUCAGCAAGGGUCAGGCGUGAGCUUAUCCGAGAGGUGCUACCAUCGCGCUCGUGAUCUCGUGUCUGGCGACGAUAAUGGGCCAGAUGACUCAACACGUACCCUAUCGCUUGUGCAAUCUCUCCUCUUACUCGAGAUAUACGCCAUGAUGUAUCUUUGCGGUAACCACUCAGCCUAUGGACUCAAGACUCACACCAGAAUGAUCUCGCUCGCUCGAUCAAGUGGACUGUCUAUACCCUUACCGACCGAGCUCACGUCCAAAACCCCGUGCCUUAAUUCCUUGUGGCGCACAUUCAUCGAGGCCGAGUCGCAUAAGAGGACGCUCUUCGCUGCCCAUCAAAUCGACACGUUAUGGUAUCAGUUUCUCUCGAUACCCCGACAAUUCUCACAUCUCGAGAUCAAGCACGAGCUGCCAUGCCCUCAGGAUCAGUGGGCGGCAUCUUCAGCAGCCGAGUGGGCGCAUAAAAAAUUAGUUGCCGUCGUCCCUGGCCCACCGGUUCAGUAUCCCGAUGCUGUUCGACUCUUUUUGUCAUUGGCAUCAGAUCCCAGCUCUUUUCCCUCGUUUGACCCAUAUGGAGCCAUAAAUAUCACCCAGUUCCUUGCAUCCAGCGCUCAAGAAACGUCGGGCUGGAGUGCCAUGACAGGAAUGAUUAGCACAGAAAGGCUUGAACCAUUGCGCAAGUCCCUCGAAGCGUUGGGUCCUGUUGUCCAGUCCGGGUUGGAGCACGCAAAUUGGCCCCGUGGAGCGUUGUGUGAAGCUACCUGGCAGUCUGCCAUGAUCGAUGUGCGGAUAUGGUCGCCGUCACAUACCUGUGGCAUCGUAGGUGGGACAAUGGAUGCAGUCUUGCAGCAGACGACAUAUCUGGCACCAUCGUGCGAGUUUCUGUGCGAGUCCAAUACUGCGCAAGUCAUCAAACCUCAUAUCGACUGGUUUCUCACAUAUCUCGACUCGCCCCUUGUACCAGACUCGGAGGCGCCUUGGAUCAUGUUAUACGCCUUCAAGGCUUUCGUAAUUGCCUGGCAGUUGAUGCGAGGUAGUACGCUCGGAACGAUGCAGGUUGUUGGCGUUGAAGACGGAGAUACAAAUGGGGCUCUAGAGUGGGCCAGAAGGGUUUUCGGACGAAGGCAGCAGUGGCAGCUUGGCAAGAUUAUCAUGACGUGCCUAGACACAUUAUGAACAAGUAUU
Fusarium oxysporum Fo47 is the source of this 1980-nucleotide messenger RNA. Its product is annotated as transcription factor domain-containing protein. The transcript has a single exon. Bases 1 to 1971 code for a protein of 656 amino acids. Gene Ontology annotation, biological process: regulation of transcription by RNA polymerase II; DNA-templated transcription. The record is from RefSeq and is a predicted model, not a curated record. Lineage: Eukaryota; Fungi; Ascomycota; Sordariomycetes; Hypocreales; Nectriaceae. Gene Ontology annotation, cellular component: chromatin. Gene Ontology annotation, molecular function: zinc ion binding; RNA polymerase II cis-regulatory region sequence-specific DNA binding; DNA-binding transcription factor activity, RNA polymerase II-specific.